Cervus elaphus (red deer) is the source of this 5642-nucleotide messenger RNA. It is a transcript of the gene PPFIA2, whose product is annotated as PTPRF interacting protein alpha 2. Gene Ontology annotation, cellular component: presynaptic active zone. The record is from RefSeq and is a predicted model, not a curated record. Gene Ontology annotation, biological process: synapse organization. Bases 249 to 4121 code for a protein of 1290 amino acids. Gene Ontology annotation, molecular function: protein binding. NCBI's taxonomy places the organism in Eukaryota, Metazoa, Chordata, Mammalia, Artiodactyla, Cervidae. The transcript has 34 exons.
CGAUGGACGCUUCUCCUUUUGGCUGCUGACGGAGCCGCGGGAAGAUGCCGAGCUGCUGCCACGCCAGCCAGCCGGGGCACGUUCCGGGAGAACGCCGGGGCACCGAGUGUCUAAGCUGCUUUUCUCCUCCCGUUGCUAGGGAAAUGGUCCAGGAGUGCCGGCUGUGAGCCUCCCCUCUCGUCAAGCCUGAGACUGCGGUUGUCAUUGCUCAAUUGAAGAAGCGGGACCCGAAAUUACAGACAUUAGCAAUGAUGUGUGAAGUGAUGCCCACGAUUAAUGAGGACACCCCAAUGAGCCAAAGGGGUUCCCAAAGCAGUGGCUCGGACUCAGACUCCCAUUUUGAGCAGCUGAUGGUGAACAUGCUGGAUGAAAGGGAUCGUCUUCUAGACACCCUUCGGGAAACCCAAGAAAGCCUCUCACUUGCCCAGCAAAGACUGCAGGAUGUCAUCUAUGACAGAGAUUCACUCCAGAGACAGCUCAAUUCAGCCCUGCCACAGGAUAUCGAAUCCCUAACAGGAGGGCUGGCUGGUUCUAAGGGGGCUGAUCCACCGGAAUUUGCUGCUCUGACGAAAGAAUUAAAUGCUUGCAGGGAACAACUUUUAGAAAAGGAAGAAGAGAUUUCUGAACUUAAAGCUGAAAGAAACAACACAAGGCUAUUACUGGAGCAUUUGGAGUGCCUUGUGUCACGACAUGAAAGGUCACUAAGAAUGACGGUGGUGAAGCGACAAGCCCAGUCACCCUCGGGAGUGUCCAGCGAAGUUGAGGUUCUCAAGGCGCUGAAAUCUUUAUUUGAGCACCACAAGGCCUUGGAUGAAAAGGUAAGGGAGCGACUGAGGGUUUCUUUAGAAAGAGUCUCUGCACUGGAAGAAGAACUAGCUGCUGCUAAUCAGGAGAUUGUUGCCUUGCGUGAACAAAAUGUUCAUAUACAAAGAAAAAUGGUAUCAAGUGAGGGAUCCACAGAAUCUGAACAUCUUGAAGGGAUGGAACCUGGCCAGAAAGUCCAUGAAAAGCGAUUGUCCAAUGGUUCUAUAGACUCAACUGAUGAAACAAGUCAAAUAGUUGAACUACAAGAAUUGCUUGAAAAACAAAACUAUGAAAUGGCCCAAAUGAAAGAACGUUUAGCAGCCCUUUCUUCCCGAGUGGGAGAGGUGGAACAGGAAGCUGAGACAGCAAGAAAGGACCUCAUUAAAACAGAGGAAAUGAACACUAAGUAUCAAAGGGACAUUAGGGAGGCUAUGGCACAGAAGGAAGACAUGGAAGAAAGAAUCACGACCCUUGAGAAGCGUUACCUCAGUGCUCAGAGAGAAUCUACCUCCAUCCACGACAUGAACGACAAGCUGGAGAAUGAGCUGGCGAAUAAGGAGGCCAUCCUACGGCAGAUGGAAGAGAAGAAUAGACAAUUACAAGAGCGUCUCGAGCUGGCUGAGCAGAAGUUGCAGCAAACUAUGAGAAAAGCUGAGACCUUACCUGAAGUGGAGGCUGAAUUGGCUCAGAGAAUCGCAGCCUUGACAAAGGCUGAAGAAAGACACGGAAACAUUGAAGAACGGAUGAGGCAUCUCGAAGGUCAACUCGAAGAGAAAAAUCAAGAACUUCAAAGAGCUAGGCAAAGAGAGAAAAUGAAUGAGGAGCACAACAAAAGAUUAUCUGAUACUGUGGACAGACUUCUGACAGAAUCCAAUGAACGCUUACAGCUACAUUUAAAGGAACGGAUGGCUGCUCUAGAAGAGAAGAAUGUUUUAAUUCAAGAAUCAGAAACUUUCAGAAAGAAUCUGGAAGAAUCUUUACAUGAUAAGGAAAGGUUAGCAGAAGAAAUUGAAAAGCUGAGAUCCGAACUUGACCAGUUGAAAAUGAGAACUGGCUCUUUAAUUGAACCCACAAUGUCAAGAACUCAUCUAGACACCUCAGCUGAGCUGCGGUAUUCUGUUGGAUCCCUAGUGGACAGCCAGUCUGAUUACAGAACAACUAAAGUAAUAAGAAGACCAAGGAGAGGCCGCAUGGGUGUGAGGAGAGAUGAGACAAAGGUGAAAUCUCUUGGAGAUCAUGAGUGGAAUAGAACUCAACAAAUUGGAGUGCUAAGCAGCCACCCUUUUGAAAGUGAUACAGAGAUGUCUGACAUUGAUGAUGACGACAGAGAAACAAUCUUCAGCUCAAUGGACCUUCUCUCUCCAAGCGGUCAUUCUGAUGCCCAGACACUGGCCAUGAUGCUUCAGGAACAACUUGAUGCGAUCAACAAGGAAAUCAGACUAAUUCAAGAAGAAAAAGAAUCCACAGAGUUACGUGCUGAAGAAAUUGAGAACAGAGUGGCUAGUGUGAGCCUGGAAGGGCUGAAUUUAGCCCGGGUCCACCCAGGUACCUCCAUCACUGCCUCGGUCACAGCGUCUUCGCUGGCCAGCUCGUCUCCCCCUAGUGGACACUCAACACCAAAGCUCACACCUCGAAGUCCUGCCAGGGAAAUGGAUCGUAUGGGAGUCAUGACACUGCCAAGUGAUCUAAGGAAACAUCGGAGAAAGAUUGCAGUGGUAGAAGAAGAUGGUCGGGAGGAUAAAGCAACAAUUAAAUGUGAAACUUCUCCUCCCCCUACCCCUAGAGCCAUCAGGAUGACUCACACCCUCCCUUCUUCCUACCAUAAUGAUGCCCGAAGUAGUUUAUCUGUCUCCCUCGAGCCUGAAAGCCUUGGGCUUGGCAGUGCCAACAGCAGCCAAGACUCUCUUCACAAAGCCCCCAAGAAGAAAGGAAUCAAGUCUUCAAUAGGACGUUUGUUUGGUAAAAAAGAAAAAGCUCGUCUUGGGCAACUCCGAGGCUUUAUGGAGACCGAAGCUGCAGCUCAGGAGUCCCUGGGGUUAGGCAAACUGGGAACUCAAGCUGAGAAGGAUAGAAGACUGAAGAAAAACACAUCAGGGCAUGAACUUCUAGAAGAAGCUCGGAGAAAGGGAUUACCUUUUGCCCAAUGGGAUGGGCCCACUGUAGUCGCAUGGCUAGAGCUCUGGUUGGGAAUGCCUGCUUGGUACGUGGCAGCCUGCAGAGCCAAUGUGAAGAGCGGUGCCAUUAUGUCUGCUUUAUCGGACACUGAGAUCCAGAGAGAAAUUGGAAUCAGCAACCCUCUGCAUCGCUUAAAGCUCCGAUUAGCAAUCCAGGAGAUGGUUUCCCUAACCAGUCCUUCAGCUCCUCCAACAUCCAGAACUUCCUUCUCCAAAUUAUAUCAUUUUCUGAUAAAGAAUGUGAUUUCUGAUGUUAAUUGGAUUUUUCUGGUUCCAUGUCUUAUACAAAAAAGAGAAAAAAGGAAAAAUGAGCCUUCAGGCAACGUUUGGGUGACCCAUGAAGAAAUGGAAAAUCUUGCCGCUCCAGCAAAAACGAAAGAAUCUGAGGAAGGAAGCUGGGCCCAGACCCUGGCAUAUGGAGAUAUGAACCAUGAGUGGAUUGGAAACGAAUGGCUUCCCAGUCUGGGGUUACCUCAGUACAGAAGUUAUUUUAUGGAAUGCUUGGUAGAUGCAAGAAUGCUAGAUCACCUAACAAAAAAAGAUCUCCGCGUCCAUUUAAAAAUGGUGGAUAGUUUCCAUCGAACAAGUUUACAAUAUGGAAUUAUGUGCUUAAAAAGGUUGAAUUAUGACAGAAAAGAACUAGAAAGAAGACGAGAAGCAAGCCAACAUGAAAUAAAAGAUGUGUUGGUGUGGAGCAAUGAUCGUGUUAUUCGCUGGAUACAAGCAAUUGGACUUCGAGAAUAUGCAAAUAAUAUUCUUGAAAGCGGUGUGCACGGCUCCCUUAUAGCCCUGGAUGAGAACUUUGACUACAGCAGCUUAGCUUUGUUGCUACAGAUUCCAACACAGAACACCCAGGCAAGGCAGAUUCUUGAAAGGGAAUACAAUAACCUCCUGGCUCUGGGAACCGAACGGCGCCUGGAUGAAAGUGAGGACAAGAAUUUCAGGCGUGGGUCAACUUGGAGAAGGCAGUUUCCUCCCCGUGAAGUACAUGGAAUCAGCAUGAUGCCCGGGUCCUCAGAAACACUGCCGGCUGGAUUCAGGUUAACUACAACGUCUGGGCAGUCGAGGAAAAUGACAACGGAUGUUGCUUCAUCAAGACUGCAGAGGUUAGACAACUCCACUGUUCGCACAUACUCAUGUUGACAAGCCACUCAAAGGAGGCAGCACUGACUUGCUGACAAAAGUGGGCAAGAUGCAUGGAAGUGCACCAGGAAUAGCAGAGGGAGCUUUUCCAGUCUGGGAUCUUUCAGUAAACUAAUGUCCAUUACACAUUUUAGAUGCCGUCUUUUCAGUCUACUCUGCCUAAAAGUGCACUACCGUCUACGAAGACAGCAGUGAAAACCUUUGUGAAGACUGAAUUCUAAGGAAAUAAUCACAAGUAAUGGUUCAUUCACUGAAAUGUGAUUUUGGGGGGAGUCAGAUAUUAAGUUUGAUUAGUUUACUACAACUGUAAGAAAAUGCUUAAGUCAUUUGAAUAAUAAGCAUCAUCCACAUCAUAAAUUCUGUACAACAGAUGCUUUUAUGAAAUGGAGCCACUUGUUUUUUCAUGUUUUAUUGUAAUAUACUAGGCCUUUAUGUAUUACUGUGUAUGUAUUUCUUUUUAAAUGUGUAAGUCUUAUGUAAAUGGAUAUAAAUAUGAUUUUUUAAAAAAUAAAAUAUAUGGUUCAUGGAGUCUUGAGUGCAAACAUUUGACAAUUCCAAGUACUGUUUGUAUUUUACCAUUCCACCAUUUUUACAGUUUUUGAAUUGUAACAGUCAAAUCGGUAUGUUUCCUGGAAGCACGCUUCAUGCUUCCACAUGGUUCUCCUUCAAGUCUGUCAAUCCUUAAAGCUGAAAACCUGCCUCUGAUCAUGUAAAAAAGAAUGAUUUAACCUGGAACUGGAGCCAAAAAUAGACCUUUAAAGGCAAUCAGGGAUGUCCUAUAUCUUUAGAAAUAGCACUGUGAUGGCUCGAUCUCCUUUUCAAUACAAAACAAAGCCAAACUGUUUACAAGAAUCAAAGCAAUUAUUUAAAAAAAAUUUAUAAAGAAAAAACAUUAUCUUCUCUUGUUACCUGUGGACCAAGGAACAAAAACCUUCUUUACUAAGAACCACAUGUUCAUCCAAAUAUCCUGAACCGCCAGCCAGAAGCACUGUUCAGUGACUGUCAACCACUGCAGAGUCUGAGGUCAUCUCCACUGGAAAAAACAAAAUCCCCAGAAACCCUUCCUUUUUGUCAAUGUAACAGGGCAUUAGCCAGACUCAUGUCUAAUGUUAUAAGCUUUUAGCCCAGAAGGCCUUGUUGGGACUUCCCUGAAGUCAGUCUUAUCAGAGGAAAUAACUGAAAGACAGAAUGAUUAACAUAUAUAGUGUAUAAAAGUAUAGAAGAGUAAUCUCUUCCCUGUGGCUUUAUUUGGUGGUGUUAACUGUUGUUUAUUCUUUGUUUAUAUGGGAAAUUUCAAAGUAAAAUCUAUUUAAUAAUAUCAUUUAUCUAACUGCUGAUUUUCUGCUGCUUGAUCUUAUUAAGAGCAAGACCUGUCAUUAGUAAUUCUUUUUUUUUGUAUUUAAUUUGCUAUGUUUGCACGUACAUUACAUUUGUUUGGAUGUCGAUUUUUGUUUAACAGACUCAGUCAAAAGGUAAUGGUAACAGAAAACCUCUCCAUUGUCAAUAAAAAAAGUACUUCCA